Molecule: messenger RNA, 1075 nt
Organism: Dermatophagoides pteronyssinus (European house dust mite)
Lineage: Eukaryota; Metazoa; Arthropoda; Arachnida; Sarcoptiformes; Pyroglyphidae
Product: digestive cysteine proteinase 1-like
Biological process (GO): proteolysis
Molecular function (GO): cysteine-type peptidase activity
Source: RefSeq, a predicted model, not a curated record
AAUUCAACAAUCAGAAACUUAUCAAUUGUCAAUUGUCAAUCCAAAAUGAUUAAAUUGAUUUCUUUUAUAAUAAUUUUGGUUAGUUUUUCCAUUUCAUCUGGUUCAACAAUACCGGAUGAACGAUGGAUUGAUUUUAAGAAAACUUAUGAUCGAAAAUAUGAAACGUUAGAAGAAGAACAAUAUCGUAGAGAUAUUUUCCUAAAAAAUUUAGAUUUGAUUGAUCACCAUAAUCGGGAAAAAUUUUCGAAAGGUCUUUCAACAUAUGAAUUAUCAGUGAAUCAAUUUGCCGAUAUGACUGAGGAUGAAUUUCGUUCAAGUCAUCUUGGUUAUCUUGGUGAUCGUGUGAAAACACCAUCUAAUAAUGAAUAUACAAUGAAUGAUGUCGAAUCGCUACCAGCCGAAAUUGAUUGGACUAAAAAAGGGGUGGUAACCAGUGUUAAAAAUCAACAUACAUGCGGUUCAUGUUAUGCAUUUAGUGCAGUAUCAUCAAUUGAAGGUCAACAUGCAUUAAAAACAGGAAAAUUGAUCGAAUUAUCUGCGCAAAAUAUAAUCGAUUGUAGUAAGCCAGAAGGUAAUCAUGGUUGUCACGGUGGAAAUAUGGAUAAAGCAUUCAAAAUGGUUAUAAAAAAUAAUGGUAUUGAUACAGAAAAAUCAUAUCCAUAUGAAGCCAUUGCAAGGGAAUGUCGACAAUCACAAAAAAAUAAAACAAUCGGUGCAACAAUUCAUAGCUAUGUUGAUAUUCGAAGAGGCGAUGAACAUGCAUUACAAUCGGCUGUAACAAAAAUUGGACCAAUAUCUGUUGCAAUCGAUUCAUCUGGACAUUUUCAUCAAUACAAAUCCGGCAUUUAUGAUAAUGAAGAUUGUUCACCCGUUCAUCUUACUCAUGCUGUUACAGUAGUCGGUUAUGGAGAAUUAAAUGGAAAACAAUAUUGGAAAAUUAAAAAUUCCUGGGGUAAAGAUUGGGGUAUCAAUGGUUAUGGAUUUAUGUCACGUAAUAAAAAUAAUCAAUGUGGUAUUGCUACAAUGGCAAGUUAUCCAGUUGUUUAGAUUUGCAAAAAACAAAAUAAAAACAAUU